AUGGAAAGCCGGAGCCCAACUCCUACCAAAACCACCGUCAAGCCCAGUGCUUCUGGUACUAUGAAGCCCGACCUACCCAUGGAUCAUCAAGCCGAGAAUGAUUUCGCCUCUCCAACGAAUCCAUCAUCGGCUACGUCCACCGCGUCCAACUAUAGACGCACCAAGUCCAUCAUGUCAGUUGAUGAGCCGGCUGUAAAGUUCUUGUACACCAUUAUGAAACAGUUGGAUUUGAGAACGAUCGACUGGGCCUUGGUUGCCUCGCAGCUGAAUAUCUCCAAUGGGCAUGCUGCAAGAAUGCGGUACUCGCGGCUCAAAGGGCAGCUGGAGAAUCAAGGGUCUAGCCAGAAAGUGGCGCGUCCUAAGAGAGCUGAGACCAGAAGGGCAGCCAGAGCAAGUUCCAGUAGGGCAAGGACCACGAUAGUGCCGGUGACCUCUUACCCUGACUUUGAACCCCUCGUCCCCAUUAAAGAGGAGGUCAAGGAGGAAAGUUACGAUGAUACGAUGGUUCGUAUGGCAGAUAUUCCUCUCGCUCCUCCUCAUGCUAUGCAGGCGGGUUCGUUCGUCACCCCCAUGGGGUAUCCGUGGGGAUACUACUAUCCGCACAGAUACAGUAUGGAUGAAUAUAACAUGUACAUGCCGAUGGGCUAUGCAGGUAGCUAUCAGCAGCAGCAGCAGCAGCAGCACGAGCAGCAGUACUUGCCAUCGGCUAUGGCUUCUGUUGAUUGGGAGGCCUUUAAGUUCGAGCCAGAAGACGAGGAGAAGAGAUUAGACGAGGUGAAAGAUGAACCGGUCGACAAAGGCAAGGGUGUGGAUAGGGAAAUCAAGGAGGAACUAUCGGAGAAGAAGUCGGAGAUUACUGUCAUUGAGGACUGA
Aspergillus niger is the source of this 873-nucleotide messenger RNA. RefSeq lists its product as uncharacterized. The record is from RefSeq and is a predicted model, not a curated record. The transcript is spliced from 3 exons. NCBI's taxonomy places the organism in Eukaryota, Fungi, Ascomycota, Eurotiomycetes, Eurotiales, Aspergillaceae. Bases 1 to 873 code for a protein of 290 amino acids.